Messenger RNA from Ochotona princeps (American pika), 915 nucleotides. RefSeq names its product olfactory receptor 4D5. Gene Ontology annotation, biological process: G protein-coupled receptor signaling pathway. The transcript has a single exon. Gene Ontology annotation, molecular function: olfactory receptor activity; G protein-coupled receptor activity. The record is from RefSeq and is a predicted model, not a curated record. Gene Ontology annotation, cellular component: membrane. The coding region runs from base 1 to 915 and encodes 304 amino acids. Lineage: Eukaryota; Metazoa; Chordata; Mammalia; Lagomorpha; Ochotonidae.
AUGAAUCUAGCAAACCAUUCCCAGGUCACAGCAUUUGUCCUCCUCGGGCUCUCCCAGGGAUGGGAGCUUCGAUGCUUCUUCUUUGUUGUCUUCUCUGCUGUCUAUCUUAUGACUGUAACCGGUAAUCUCCUUAUUGUGGCCUUAGUGGCUUCUGACCCACAUUUGCAUACAACCAUGUACUUCCUCCUAGGUAAUCUUUCUUUCCUGGACUUUUGCUACUCUUCUAUCACAGCACCCAGAAUGCUGGCAGACUUGCUUUCAGGUAAGCCCAGCAUUUCCUUUGGUGCGUGCCUGACUCAGCUCUUCUUCUUCCAUUUCAUUGGAGGCAUCAAGAUCUUCCUGCUGACUGUUAUGGCGUAUGACCGCUAUGUUGCUAUUUCCCAACCACUGCGCUACACAGUAAUUAUGAAUCAGACAGUCUGUGGGCUCCUCAUGGCAGCCUCAUGGGUGGGCGGCUUUGUCCAUUCCAUUGUUCAGGUUGGAUUGACUAUCCGGCUGCCAUUUUGUGGGCCUAACAAGCUGGACAACUUUUAUUGUGAUGUACCUCAGUUGAUCAAACUGGCCUGUACAGACACUUUUGUCUUGGAGCUUCUGAUGGUGUCUAACAAUGGCUUGGUGACCCUCAUGUGUUUUCUGGUGUUGCUUGGAUCCUACACAGCCCUGCUAAUCAUGCUCCGAAGCCACUCACGGGAGGAUCGUAGCAAGGCCUUGUCCACCUGUGCGUCUCAUAUUGCUGUGGUGACCUUAAUCUUUGUGCCUUGUGUAUACAUCUAUGCAAGGCCUUUUAAGACAUUCCCUAUGGACAAAGUGGUCUCUGUGCUGUAUACAAUGGUUACCCCCAUGCUGAAUCCUGCCAUCUACACUCUGAGAAACAAGGAAGUGAUUACAGCUUUGAAGAAGUUAUGGAGGAGAUAG